This is a messenger RNA of Chanos chanos (milkfish), 1926 nucleotides long. It is a transcript of the gene znf653, whose product is annotated as zinc finger protein 653. Gene Ontology annotation, cellular component: nucleus. The record is from RefSeq and is a predicted model, not a curated record. Gene Ontology annotation, biological process: regulation of transcription by RNA polymerase II. Bases 1 to 1926 code for a protein of 641 amino acids. The transcript has 10 exons. Gene Ontology annotation, molecular function: transcription coregulator activity. Lineage: Eukaryota; Metazoa; Chordata; Actinopteri; Gonorynchiformes; Chanidae.
AUGGCGACUGGAUAUGCAGAUGGAACAAGUACAUUGGACAAAAAAGAAGCUGGAGACCAAAUUAAAGCCAUUCUCAGGCGAUGCAGAGGUCGACCUAGACUAACGGACUCUGACCGAGCACAGAGGCGGCUCGAGUCCCGGAAGAAGUACGAUGUUCGACGAGUUUACCUUGGAGAAUCGCAUAAGGUUUGGAGUGAGUUGCGCCGGCGAACUAGCUUGAGUGAUGCCGGACUCGCUGAGUAUUUAAUCCUCUUGAAUUCAACUUACGGGGAAAAAUACCAGCAGAAAUACGGCGGUAAGAAGUCUAUUCCAGAGCUGUGCAGCAGUCAGAAAAAGGGGAAGAAGGUAACUGUGACCAGUUUACGGACUCUAGUGUCAUGGUACCAGGAUCACUGCGAGUCAUGCCCACAUGAGCCUCAGCUCAGAGCAGUGGAACCAGCACUGGGUCGCUCCACCUCUGUGCUCUGGCAAUGUGACUCUGGACACUCCUUUGUGCAGCACCUCUCCUGGCAAGCACAAGAAGCCAGCGAGUCUGAGGCAGAAGAUGCCAUGGAAAAGGAACCAGAGAGAGGGCAGGAGACGGCAGGUAUCGACACCAGAGCUCGGAGGAAGCUUUACGAUCAAAGACAGCUGUCAGAAGCUGUUGGCGAGUUGGAGAAUGCAACAGCCAAACUCUCCCAGGAUGAUCAGGUGAUUCAGGACCCAAUCCAGCAUGCCACAGCCCUCAGUCAGCUUCCUCAGGCCCCACCCACAAACCACGCCCACUCCGUGCCUGAGCGUUCACCAGACUCUGCACCCGUGUGGGAGAUGGGUGUGAUGAUGGAAGGGGGUCCCGCGCCGACUGGCUCCGAAACUGCAGCAACAGAUGGGGACACAGCUCAAGAGGGUGAUCCCGCAGAGGGAGAGAGGGAUGAUUUGAGAGGAGGAGGGAGCGCGGAGGAGUACGAAUGUGUUGUCGUUACUGCGGCAUUGACUGACAGGCUGUCAGUGGAGGAGGAGGAGGUGCGAGGGGGUGGGGAAAACGAUGACCCCCUUUCUCAGGGUGUGUCACAGCCAUCAAUGGUGGCGUCGACACAGGACGAUCUGUUUGAGACCCAGACACUACAGACCAUGGUGGGGAGCUGUGAGCUUCCAGGCCAACGGGGGACGCUGGAGGGGUCACAACUGAUCAUCAUCACUGGUCCCAGUUAUGAAGCUCUGACAUCAGAGGGCAUCCAGCUCAACAUGGGCGGAGCUGAUGUGGAGGAGGUCACAUGCACUGUUAUCGAGGGCGUGGCCUACAACCAGAUGUGCCAAUCUGGAGGUGCCGUUAGACCCAACCUCCCAGACCCAGAAGGCAUCAUGGGUAUGAGUGAGAAGCAGCUGCUGCAGACAGAUGGAGAUUCUCACGCUCAGCAGGAGCUACAGCGCAAUCUUAACAGGUCUAAAAGGAGUCGACGGGGACCUGUGAUGGAAGCAGAUGGUAUGUUGAAGAUGUUUCACUGUCCGUAUGAGGGAUGCAGCCAGGUCUAUGUCGCCAUCAGCAGUUUUCAGAACCAUGUAAAUCUGGUUCACCGUAAAGGAAGGACAAAAGUGUGUCCUCAUCCAGGCUGUGGAAAGAAAUUCUACCUCUCCAACCACCUCCACCGACACAUGAUCAUACACUCAGGAGUUCGUGACUUCAUUUGUGAGACAUGCGGAAAGUCCUUCAAACGCAAAAAUCAUUUGGAGGUCCACCGACGCACACACACAGGAGAAACACCUUUACAAUGUGAGAUUUGUGGGUAUCAGUGCCGUCAGCGUGCGUCUCUGAACUGGCACAUGAAGAAGCACACGCCUGAGGCUCAUUAUAACUUCACCUGUGAGCACUGUGGCAAGAGGUUCGAGAGACUUGACAGUGUCAAAUUCCACAAACUCAAAAGCCACCCAGAGCAGCAAAGCACGUGA